AGUAUUAAUGUAAAAUUAUGCAUAAAUCCGGUUUGAAUAAACAAACAAUUAAUUAUGUCAAGUCUUUAAUUUUAGACUAACAAAAUGUUUAUACAUGCAAAAAAUUGUUAUGGAAGAGCUGAGAAUUUGAGACAAGUAAUUUUUACUUAAGGGGGUCCCCAAUCUUAAACAUGAUAAUGCAUUGUUAUAAUGAAUAUAUACUUUUCCAUACAUAUGAAAGUUUUGAAUAACAUUAUGAACAGAAAUUACAUCAAUUUAUUUGGUUUCAGACGUUGGCAUGUCGUUCACCGAGAAUCAAGACAUGUCGGAGAAAUCUCAAGACGUGUCGGUGAAUUAUCAAGACAUGUCGGUGAAAUCUCAAGACGUGUCGGUGAAAUAUAAAGACAUGUCGGUGAAAUCUCAAGACUUGUCGGUAAAUUAUGAAGACGUGUCGGUGAAUUAUGAAGACAUGUCGGUGAAAUCUCAAGACGUGUCGGUGAAUUAUCAAGACAUAUCGGUGAAAUCUCAAGACGUGUCGGUGAAUUAUCAAGACAUGUCGGUGAAAUCUCAAGACGUGUCGGUAAAUUAUGAAGACAUGUCGGUGAAAUCUCAAGACGUGUCGGUGAAUUAUGAAGAUAUGUCGGUGAAAUCUCAAGACGUGUCGGUGAAUUAUGAAGACAUGUCGGUGAAAUCUCAAGACGUGUCGGUGAAUUAUCAAGACAUGUCGGUGAAAUCUCAAGACAUGUCUGACGAAAUGAACAUCGUGUACGCAACAACACUCGAUAGGGUACCAAAUAUAUUCAACAUGCUGUCACAAAACAGUCAGGACGUUCCAGAACUGGUCAAUAUCCUUUGUACCGACGAAACACUUUCUGGGCUAUACAACGUCGUGCCUACGUCCCAAAAUCUCCCAGAAGCGUUAGACGUGGUAUCAACUACGUGCCAAGAAACUGCGGAUCUGCUUGACGUGAUAUCAUCGCAAGAGGCUCAGGAAAUACUGAACGUGGUAACUACAUCACACCAUAACACGGACAUGUACAACAUUGUAUCUGAUCCUAAUGACGUUUCUGAAAUCUACAUAGAGCCCGCGCCGUAUGAUGCAUACAAUACCCUACCACCAACUCAAACACCUGAAUUGUACCAACCUAUGUCAUCCACAUCUCAACUGGUUCCUGAUACAUACACUGUGCUGUCUCAAGAUUUUUGCCAAGUUUCGAACCUCUCCUGCUCUAGAAUUGAUCCUCAAUCGAUACCGGUACCGACUUUGCUGGAAGUCCCUGCACUCAGAAGUAUUAAGACUAAAAAACGAACUACUUCCAGGCCAAAAGAUAAGCGUUCGAAGAAGAAUAAGUCUCCCGAUACCAAGGCUAAUUCGAAAGAUCGUGAUAAACCAGCCGAUCCUAUCGAAAUUAAAUUUUCUACUAAGCGAAGAAAAGUUAAGAGUCAGCUCAUCGAAUUGCAUAACGGAAAGAAGCUGUUGAUUGUGAACGAAUACCCAUAUUACUUCAGACAUGUAUUGAAGUCCUCUCCAUUGAAUCGUUGGUGUUGCAACAAGAAUUCCUGUAAUGCCUAUGUUCAUGCCACGGUCGAUAAUAAUACUGUUGUUGCCUUCGGAAGUGAUCGACACAAUCAUCUACCAUCUAAAUUCAAACAGCGAGAAGACGGAACAUAUAUAAAGGUUUAAAUUUAUAAUUUAUCAUGUACGUCAAUGUUGUAUCAUAAAUGUGCAAUCUCUUAUUUAUUAAAUUUGUAAGAAUAUUUAUUUUAAAAUUGUUAUACACAGCUCUAUCUGUUAUUGUUUUAACUGUUUUCUAGUCACCUAUGUAGUUGUCUUUCUAAAAGACUUUUUGAGGAUCUCAAUGUUUUAAUUAAGGUUAAUAUUAUAUCAGUAUUACUAGUGAUAUUACGUAUUAGUUGUAGGUUUUACGUAAUAGAAUAAGAAAUAAAAAACGGACUAAACUGGGUAAUCAUAAGUCAUUUAAUAUCUUAAGCACAAGGCAGCAAAACGGCAAUGAAGUACUUGAAAAUGUCGA
Pieris napi is the source of this 2012-nucleotide messenger RNA. RefSeq lists its product as uncharacterized. Lineage: Eukaryota; Metazoa; Arthropoda; Insecta; Lepidoptera; Pieridae. The transcript has a single exon. The record is from RefSeq and is a predicted model, not a curated record. The coding region runs from base 278 to 1663 and encodes 461 amino acids.